GUUGCUUUCCUGUGUGCGCGCGUGUGUGUGAGUGUGCAUCUUCUACUAUUACUAUAAAGAAGAAAAGAAGAGAGGCACGUGGUUAAGCUCUCGGGGGUGGAUUCCACUGGUCUCACUUCAGUUCCUUUUGUAAAGGGAGCUCAGAAUCACAAGAAGGAAACUGACACCAAAGAUGAGCCUCGCAUGUAACAUCUUAGCCAGCUGCCUUCUGAUUUUCACUGUUUCCACUAAAGGUGCAGUCUCUGAAAAUAAGCAGGUCAUCUCUGGUAUCCUGAACCAUGACAUCAACCUGGACAUUCCUGAUUUUCAAAUGAGUGAUUCUGUAGAUGAUAUACAGUGGUCCAGAAGCGGAACCAAGGUCGCACAAUUCAAAAGAAACAAGACACCUCAGCAGAUAAUGGACAGAUACAUGAUAUUAACAAAUGGGACUCUGAAAAUUAAAGAUCUGAAGAGCACUGAUAGAGACACCUACAAGGUAGCUGUAUACAACACACAAGGAAAACACGUGCUGGACAAACUAUUCGAUUUGAAGAUUCUAGAGAUGGUCUCAAAACCAGUGAUCUCCUGGAGUUGCACCAACAGAACCCUGAUCUGUGAGGCAGCAAGAGUAAACGGCUCUAAAUUAGAACUGUACAUAAAUGAGUCCAAGGUCAGGGAAGAUCAGCAGAUCAUCAAAUACAGGUGGAACACCAAAUGGAAAGCAUCCGUCAAGUGCGUGUCAAGUAACGAAGUCAGCAAGGAAACGAACGCGAUGCCCAUCAGGUGUUCAGAGAAAGGUCUGGAUAUCUAUCUCAUCAUUGGCAUUUGCGGAGGAGGCACCGUCUUCCUUGUCUUUGUGGCACUACUCAUUUUCUACAUCAGCAAGAGGAAAAAACAGAGCCGUAGGAGAAACGAUGAGGAGCUGGAGACAGGAGUGAAUAGAGUGACCCCUGCCGAGGAAAGGGGACGGAAGUCCUACCAAAUUCCAGGUUCAACUCCUCCAAAUCCAGCCAUGUCCCAAACUCCUCCAACACCUGGCCAUCGUCCCCAAACACCUGCUCAUCGCCCCCAGGCACCUGCUCAUCGUCCCGGGCCUCCUGGCCCCCGUGUCCAGCACGCACAGAAAAAGAGGCCUCCUCCUACCCCGGGAACACAAGGUCACCAGCAAAAAGGCCCUCCCCUCCCCAAGCCUCGAGUUCAAUCUAAACCUCUCCGUGAAGCCGAAGAAAACGUGUAACUGUCUCCUCACUCAGUUGCCACCUUCUUCUAAUGAAAAGCAAUAGGAAUGGUCCUUUCUUGGAGAAGGCACUGUGGAAUUUCUCCACUCCAGAUGUGUACGCCCGCACUUCCAUCACGGGUGUUCUAUGAGCAGACCCUGAUCGCCAGCUCCCAAGCUCAGGAGCCACUAUCACGUCUGCACCUUCUGACUCAGCCACCUGAUCUGACAUCUGGCAUCUCUGGCCUCCACACAGACCUCUACCACACCAGGAAGAGAAAAAUAAUAAAAAUGCAAAUAUUAGGAUGAUCAGUGACUAAGUACAAAAUCCUAGAGAUCGCCUCAGACCACGUGCAGGUGUCAGAUGUCAAGCGGUCGCUGUGCCUGUGUCUCCCUGCGAGCAGUCUGCCUGUUUGGGACACUGUUGGGUUUCUUAUGUGCCUGAUGGGCAGCUGCUCACUGUCUCAGGAAUAGAAGUGAAAUAAAAGCCUUGACUUGA
This is a messenger RNA of Vicugna pacos (alpaca), 1694 nucleotides long. RefSeq names its product CD2 molecule (gene CD2). Gene Ontology annotation, molecular function: signaling receptor binding. Gene Ontology annotation, cellular component: membrane. The record is from RefSeq and is a predicted model, not a curated record. Gene Ontology annotation, biological process: positive regulation of type II interferon production; cell-cell adhesion. Lineage: Eukaryota; Metazoa; Chordata; Mammalia; Artiodactyla; Camelidae.